CACUCCACCACACCUACCGUCACUCUCCCCCCACUAUUAUUAUCUCUCAGAAAUCCCCAUCCCCACACUUACCCAUUUCAUCUCUCUCUCUCUCUCUUUCUCUCUCUCUCAGAUUCUCUCUUUCUGUCUUUUUUUCUCAGCUUGAUUAGCUCUACCCUCUUGAGUUUCUGGCCAUAAUCUCUGCAUAACCAUGGCUGUUUUAGUGUAUUUGGUGCUUUUACUAGCACUUGCCGGCCAUUCAAAUGGAGCUACUUACUGCUUGUGCAAGGAUGGAUUAAGUGAUGCAGCACUGCAAAAAUCCCUGGAUUAUGCAUGUGGAGCUGGAGCUGACUGCACUCAAAUUCUUCAAAGUGGUGCUUGUUUUCAACCCAACACUGUCAAAGAUCAUUGCAGCUAUGCUGUUAACAGUUAUUACCAGAAGAAAGGUCAAGCUGUUGGGAGCUGUGAUUUUUCAGGAACUGCUACUACCAGUGCCAAUCCUCCUUCAAGUGUAGCGUCUGGGUGUGUUUAUCCUACAAGUACUACAGGGACAGGAACCACCACUACUCCAACCACAGGCACAGGAACUGGGACAGGCACUGGCACAGGCACUGGAACAGGCACAGGCACAUCAGGGCUGACUCCAACUUUUGGGUUGGGCCCAACAGGAAGUGGCACUGGCAUUGACAAUUCUGGUGUGGCUCCCAUUGAAGUCACUAGCAGCAUGCUCUUGGGCCUCUGGUUUCCAGUCCUACUUUUGGUGUUUUGAGGAUGAAAGCUAAGAAGAUAGCAAGUGGGUUUUGAUGUGUGGAUGAGAUUUUGCCAUGGAUAGAUGAUGGGGCAUGCAAUUUUACCCUAGGGGAUCUAGAGACAAACCCCAGUAAGGUUUUAGGUUUCUUUCCUCUAGUGUUAAAAAACCUGGGAAUUUGAUUCCCUAUAAUGAGGGGCUAGAACCUGAUCUUUCUUUGCUGAUGUUUUUUCUUUUCUUUCUUUUUCCUUUUGUAUAUCUAGAGAGAGCUAGUGUAUUUUUUUUUUUUUGAUCUUAAUGAAAAAUUGGUACCCAUCCACUAA
Molecule: messenger RNA, 1050 nt
Organism: Manihot esculenta (cassava)
Lineage: Eukaryota; Viridiplantae; Streptophyta; Magnoliopsida; Malpighiales; Euphorbiaceae
Product: PLASMODESMATA CALLOSE-BINDING PROTEIN 3
Exons: 4
Coding region: 191-748 (185 amino acids)
Source: RefSeq, a predicted model, not a curated record